This is a messenger RNA of Eptesicus fuscus (big brown bat), 549 nucleotides long. RefSeq names its product BCL2 like 10 (gene BCL2L10). The transcript has 2 exons. Gene Ontology annotation, cellular component: mitochondrial outer membrane. Gene Ontology annotation, molecular function: protein heterodimerization activity; protein homodimerization activity. Lineage: Eukaryota; Metazoa; Chordata; Mammalia; Chiroptera; Vespertilionidae. The record is from RefSeq and is a predicted model, not a curated record. The coding region runs from base 1 to 549 and encodes 182 amino acids. Gene Ontology annotation, biological process: intrinsic apoptotic signaling pathway in response to DNA damage; extrinsic apoptotic signaling pathway in absence of ligand; regulation of apoptotic process.
AUGGAGGACCAGUUGACGUUGCGCACCCUCCGGCUGCUAACCGACUACCUGGAGCACUGCGCCCGGAGGCCCAGCUGCGCCCCGCGCCCGCCGUCCUCGCUCGAGGCCGCGGUGAUGCGCUCCCUCUCCUCCCGGAUACAGGAGCACUACCAGCUCUCCUGGACCCGCUUCCGCCGAAGUCCGGGUAACCGCGUGGAGAUGGUGGCGACCGCGAUGCAGAACGUAUUUCGACACCCCCGGGGCCCCAGCUGGGGCCGAGUGGUGGCGCUCGUGGCUUUCGCGGGGUUCCUGCUGGAGAGACCGCCGGCAAGCCACACGUGGGCGCUGAAGGAAUGGAAUGCCAGGGUUGACCGGGACUGCCAGAGCCUGGUGACCUUGCUGUGCGCUUGUCUCACGGGGCAGCACCGCACCUGGCUGGAGGCGCAAGGCGGCUGGGAUGGCUUUUGCCACUUCUUCAGAGUUACACGGUCACGUUGGAGGAAAGUGAUGGUUCCGUUUCUUCUGUCAUGCCUUACACUAACAAUCAUAACCUAUUUGUGUAAAAAUUGA